Hyaloscypha bicolor E is the source of this 531-nucleotide messenger RNA. RefSeq lists its product as uncharacterized. The annotation marks the transcript as partial. The record is from RefSeq and is a predicted model, not a curated record. The transcript has a single exon. NCBI's taxonomy places the organism in Eukaryota, Fungi, Ascomycota, Leotiomycetes, Helotiales, Hyaloscyphaceae.
CAAGCCGCUCGUGAUGGCCUCCAAUACUUCUGGGUAGACACUUGUUAUAUCAACAAAUCGAGGGACAGUGAGCUCACGGAAGCAAUCAACUCCAUGUUUCGCUGGUAUCGCGAGGCGGCAAUAUGUUAUGUGUAUCUGGCAGAUGUGUGGACAAAAGAACAACCAGAUCCAUCUUCAAAGCCAUGGGAGGCAGCUUUUAGGAACAGUCGAUGGUUUACCCGUGGUUGGACGCUCCAAGAGCUUCUCGCACCACCAGUAGUAGAGUUCUUCUCCUCGAAUGGCAAUCGACUCGGUGACAAGCAAUUAUUAGAGGAACAGCUUUUCCAGAUAACAGGGAUUCCUGUUCUCGCUCUUCGAGGAAGAAGACCUCUUUCAGAUUUCAGCUUCGACGAGCGGGUGCUGUGGGCACGAAAUCGGAAUACCAAGCGCGAAGAAGACCUUGCUUAUUCCAUGCUGGGCAUCUUCGACAUCUCAAUACCAGUUAUCUAUGGCGAGGAAAAGGAGAAGGCAUUCCGAAGACUGACCCGCGAA